UUCCUGCCUGUCGCCGCCGGGACUUCCGCCGUUCGAGUUGUUGUGGUGGGGGGGUGGGGUGAAAAGAGCCCUUCGCCGCCGCCGCUCCUGCCGCCCCCGCUUUGUGCUCCUCAGCUCGCCCGGGGCCCUUGAAGGCGCGGAAGAGUCCUCCUUCCCCUGGAGGUUAAGCCCUGGGGCCUCCAAAGUGUGUUACCCUCCCGUUGAGGCUAGACAUUAAUUUAAAUGGCGACUGAGCUGUCUGAAGCCGACCCCACACAACACCGUAAGGCAGUUCCACUCUUAACAGGAGCUCCCCUGGACAAGUUGAGUGAGACAGUUGAAGACGGAGGAGCCAUGCCGAUCCGCCGGGCAGUAAACGCUUCUUCUCGGGAAACUCCUCCCAAAAGCAAGCCUGCUGAAGCUGAGGAGACCAAGCCAGAACCGGAUGUCAGUUCGGAAGAAUCCGCCUCCACCGUGGAGGAGCAAGAGAAUCAGGCUCCUCCGGCUCCCGCCGCUGACCCAGAGCAGCCGAAGGAGGCUGGGGAGGAGGAGGAGGAAGAGAAGGCCGAUGUGAAGCCCGCCGAGGAAGCCAAGAAGGAGGAGAAGGAUCCGGAGAAGGAGAAGGAGAAAGAGAAGAAAGUGAAGAAGACGAUUCCCGCCUGGGCCACUCUUUCGGCCAGCCAGUUAGCCAGAGCGCAGAAGCAGACGCAGAUGGCAGCUUCUUCGCGGCCCAAGAUGGAUGCCAUUUUGAUCGAAGCCAUCAAAGCGUGCUAUCAGAAAGGCGGGGCGUCCGUGGUCGCCAUCCGAAAGUACAUCAUCAGCAGGUACCCUUCGCUGGACCUGGAGCGGAGGGGGUACCUCCUGAAGCAGGCCUUGAAGAGGGAGCUGGAGCGGGGGCUCAUCCGGCAGGUGAAAGGG
Messenger RNA from Pseudonaja textilis, 897 nucleotides. The record is from RefSeq and is a predicted model, not a curated record. NCBI's taxonomy places the organism in Eukaryota, Metazoa, Chordata, Lepidosauria, Squamata, Elapidae.